This is a messenger RNA of Cylas formicarius (sweet potato weevil), 1864 nucleotides long. RefSeq names its product MOB kinase activator-like 1 (gene mats). The coding region runs from base 147 to 800 and encodes 217 amino acids. Gene Ontology annotation, biological process: hippo signaling; positive regulation of protein phosphorylation. Gene Ontology annotation, molecular function: protein kinase activator activity. The transcript is spliced from 3 exons. Gene Ontology annotation, cellular component: cytoplasm; nucleus. Lineage: Eukaryota; Metazoa; Arthropoda; Insecta; Coleoptera; Brentidae. The record is from RefSeq and is a predicted model, not a curated record.
CCCAUAUGAUGUGACAACGGUAAGUUCAUUGAUUGACCGAAGAAAAAGUAACGUUGCGAAACCCUCUCGAUUCGUACCGAAGUUUAUUCGAUUUCUUUGUCGGCGUUCGCUGUUAUCGUCCAGUUUUCUGAUCAAGAGGACCGAAAAUGAGCUUCCUUUUUGGAAGCCGCUCGUCGAAGACAUUUAAACCGAAGAAGAACAUUCCCGAGGGGACGCAUCAAUAUGAGCUGAUGAAACACGCGGCCGCCACCCUGGGCUCCGGUAAUCUUCGUCUGGCCGUGAUGCUGCCGGAAGGGGAGGACUUGAACGAAUGGGUGGCUGUGAACUCGGUGGAUUUUUUUAACCAAAUCAACAUGCUCUACGGCACGAUAACAGAGUUCUGUACCGAGGACAGCUGCCCCAUCAUGUCGGCGGGUCCCAAGUACGAGUACCAUUGGGCGGACGGGCACACGGUAAAAAAACCUAUCAAGUGUUCGGCCCCCAAAUACAUCGAUUACCUGAUGACGUGGGUGCAGGACCAGUUGGACGACGAGACUCUGUUUCCGUCAAAGAUAGGAGUGCCAUUCCCCAAGAACUUCCAGUCGAUCGCGAAAACAAUCCUGAAGCGACUGUUCAGGGUGUACGCGCACAUCUACCAUCAACAUUUCAGUGAAGUGGUGCAGUUGGGCGAGGAGGCCCACCUGAACACAUCGUUCAAGCAUUUCAUUUUCUUCGUGCAGGAGUUCAGCCUGAUUGAGCGAAGGGAGUUGGCGCCAUUGCAGGAACUUAUCGACAAGCUGACAGCAAAGGAGCAGCGGUGAAUCUCGUUUUCCCGAGGUGCCGAAUAAUUUGCGGGCGUCCGUUGCGGUUUUUCGCUUUUUAAUUUUCAGUUUCCCUUCAGUUCCGAACAAGGACUAAAAAUCGGUCUCGCGAAAACCAAAGAUUCUUUUCUCCGCACGCAGACCAUAGAACGCACGCAGACCGUAGAACGUACGGAGACCACAGAACCGUAACGGGAUUGGUUUUUCUGUUUUAACGCGCCUUUCGUCAGCGGCCAUGGAAGAUCUCUGACGUCAGUGAUUCGUUUUUUAAAGCGAAAUCGUUCAUUAAAUGAAAUUGUCGAUUAAAGAUAACAUAGGUUAGUGUAUUUUCGUACGUCCCACCGGCCAAGAGAGAAUAUUUUUUUUACUCGCUGGAUGUGUAGGUAAACUUAGUUUUUCUCGUAAUUAACUUUUAGGCGUUUAGUUUUUAAUUGUUGGGAGUGCGAUAUCAAUUCGUGUCUCAAGCGGCACGUGUAAAUAUUUUCUUGAAAGUUUUCUAGGCAGCCGGAUCCGGAGGUUCGUUCAUUGAUUUUAUUUACUUUUUUAAACAAUAAAUUUAUUGGAUUUGAUUGGUAACUUAAUUGGCCCCUACACUGUGGGUGUGCUUUCGCACGUAGAAUGAGAAGGGAAUGCCAGACGUCAUUGAGCGGCUCCCAAACUCGCCGCAAUGGUUCGACUUACGUCUAUAAAUCACCUCCCAGUCUGAAGCAAUCCUGGAUUUACAAAACUGACCAUAAUUGUCGUUCUAUUGUCGUAUUAUUUAUUACUUACCAAUGUUUUACCUAUGGUUUGUUUUUGUUCAUUAUUUUUGAUUACCUCUCCUAAAAAAAUCAGGGUAAUUAAUCUUUGUGCGAUUGAUUAGCCCCAAUCAAAGCAAUUAAUUGUUUGUAUUUUCCAGCAUAUCGUAAGUGGCGAAAGUCACUGAAUAAUUUAGAACGCUUGCUUGUGCUUCUCUCCCGUAUUGUAUUUUUUGUUUAUGUUUAUUUUCGUAUUAAUCAGUUUUGUUUUGUUAAUACUAUUUAUAUAUUUGUAUUUAAAUAGUCUAAUAUAUUAAUAUAAUGUUU